UCAUUCACUAUGCCUCCAAAGAAACCAGCUCAAGCUGCCGCCGGUAGUAAAAAAAAAACACAAGAAAAGAAGAAGGAAAAGAUAAUUGAGGACAAGACAUUUGGUUUGAAGAACAAAAAGGGAGGAAAACAACAGAAAUGUAUCAAGAAUGUCUCUCAGCAAGUCAAGCAAGUUCCUGGUAGUAAGGUUGGUGCAGAAGUGGUCAAGAACAAAAAGGGUGACAAGAAGAAAGAGUUAGAUGAGCUGAACGAGCUUUUCAAGCCAGUGGUGGCUGCUCAGAAAGUCGCUAAAGGGGUGGACCCAAAGUCAGUUCUCUGUGCCUUCUUCAAGCAAGGCCAAUGCACCAAGGGAGACAAGUGCAAGUUCUCCCACGAUUUGACACUCGAGAGGAAGUGUGAGAAACGGAGCCUCUAUGUUGACAAGAGAGAUGACGAGCUUGAGAAAGAUACCAUGGAUAAUUGGGAUGAGAAGAAGCUGGAGGAGGUAGUGAACCAGAAGCACGGAGAAGCUGAAAAGAAGAAAGCUCAAAGCUCAAAAACUCAAAUUGUUUGCAAGCAUUUCCUUGAUGCCAUUGAAAACAAAAAAUCUGGUUGGUUUUGGGUAUGUCCUAGUGGAGCUGACACUUGUAUGUACCGCCAUGCAUUGCCUGCUGGGUUUGUGCUCAAGAUAGACAAGAAAAAGGAUGAAAAGGAAGAUGAAAUCUCAAUGGAAGAGUUGAUAGAGAAUGAGCGAUCUGCCCUCGGACCAAAUGUCACCCGAAUAACUCUGGAGACCUUGGCCUGGAAAAAGAGGAAAAGGCAAGAGAAAGUGGCCAAGGCAGAGCAAGACAUGGAGAAAAAGAAGGCUGAUUUCAAUGCUGGCAGGUCCUUUGGGGUUAGCGGCCGUCAAGUAUUUGAGUUCUGCCCUGAUCUGGCUGAUGAUGACGAUGAGGAAGCUGAUGACAUAAAAUAUGUUGAGGACGAUGAUGACGUUGAAGAGGUUGAAGAUGUUCAGGAGUUCCAGGACAUCGAUCUAGCCAGGUUUGUUCGAAAGGAAGUUGACAACACCGGAAUAACUGUUGCUGCAGUUGACAGAUUCACAGCCAAAUCGAAGCCAACAAAGGAAAUGAAUGAUGACCAGCUGAACGGGGCUUGCGGAGGUGUGGAGGAGAACGGGCACGACGGGGAAGAGGAGACUCUCGAUGACAAGGAAGCAGAGGCCGUGCCUGUGGACGAGAACCUUUUCACCGGCGAGGACCUGGAUGAUCUGGAUGAAGAACUCAACACACUGGACCUGGAUGACUGACAAUGAUGACUUCUAAUAGAACAGUGCCUCAUGGACUAUGAAGAAGAGAUGACUAAAACAGAUUCACAAUAAAACAUCCUGAUGCUCACA
Molecule: messenger RNA, 1374 nt
Organism: Coregonus clupeaformis (lake whitefish)
Lineage: Eukaryota; Metazoa; Chordata; Actinopteri; Salmoniformes; Salmonidae
Product: zinc finger CCCH domain-containing protein 15-like
Exons: 2
Coding region: 10-1284 (424 amino acids)
Biological process (GO): cytoplasmic translation
Cellular component (GO): cytosol
Molecular function (GO): mRNA binding; metal ion binding
Source: RefSeq, a predicted model, not a curated record